Messenger RNA from Dioscorea cayenensis subsp. rotundata (Guinea yam), 779 nucleotides. RefSeq names its product probable WRKY transcription factor 75. The transcript is spliced from 3 exons. Gene Ontology annotation, molecular function: DNA-binding transcription factor activity; sequence-specific DNA binding. Gene Ontology annotation, biological process: regulation of DNA-templated transcription. Lineage: Eukaryota; Viridiplantae; Streptophyta; Magnoliopsida; Dioscoreales; Dioscoreaceae. Bases 35 to 619 code for a protein of 194 amino acids. The record is from RefSeq and is a predicted model, not a curated record.
GUCCUGUUAAAUAGAUUACCGGCCAAGGCUCAUCAUGGCGGCUGCCGGAGUUCCCUGGCUUGUCCCGGCCUUCAUGGCCAACUUCACCACUCCUCCUGAUCAUUCUUUCUCUGAUCCUGAUCCUAAUUCUCAGCCUCAGCUCCACAGUCCUUUUGACAUAGCUGAGUACUUGCUCAACAUGGAUGAUGACAUUGGUGAUGCUGUUCAGCAGCAGCAGCAACAGCAACAACAACAGCAACAGCAGCAGCAGCAGCAGCUUUCUCAAGUCAUGCAAGGUGGCAGCUCCAGCAGUAAUACUUGUAUGAUGGAAGGAGGAAUGAGAGUGGCGUUUAGAACAAAGUCAGAGGUGGAGAUAUUGGAUGAUGGAUUUAAGUGGAGGAAGUAUGGGAAGAAAUCAGUGAAGAAUAAUUCACAUCCAAGGAACUAUUAUAGGUGUUCAACUGAAGGGUGUUCAGUGAAGAAGAGGGUGGAGAGGGAUAGAGAGGAUCCAAACUAUGUGAUUACCACUUAUGAUGGUGUUCAUAAUCAUACUAGUCCUAGUGUUAUUUAUGACACAAUGAGAGAUGAUACUUCUGGUCAGUUCUUAGUGUCUGGUUGCCAAAUGCGGUCUACACCUUGAUGUAUAAUUAAGUUUUUCAUCCAUGCAUGCAUGCAUGCAUGUUGAUGUUUAAUUAGUUGUAAUGCUUGUUUGGGGUUGUAUCUCUCUCUCUCUCUCAUCCCUUAAUCUUCCCUUGUAAUGAACUUAGUACUUCUGAUCUUCCAGUUUAUAUAAGUGAAAG